AUGCUACCUACCGCUACCAAGAAGCCACCGUCGAUGAGGGCAUUGACGGCUCGUUUGAAGGAAAUCAACCUGUCCUUCAACGAUAUUUUGCGGUUUGUGCAAACGUUUAGAGAAACCAACACCGCUACUGAGGUUGAGGUACGCCUGGGUAAGUUGGAUCAACUUUGGGAAAGUUACAGUGAAGUCUUAGUGGAAAUCUUCGCCCACGAUGACUACAAACCGGAAAGUGCCACGCUAGAGAAGGAGCGUACGGAGUUCAGCGAUCGCUACUAUGAAGCGAAGUCGUUUUUAAUGGACAAAGCCAAGGAUUUCCAAGGAGCACAGGAAUUGGAACAGUCCAUGCGAACAAGUGAUGCUUCGGUGCACGGAUCCGUUGAUCACGUUCGUCUGCCACAGAUCAAACUGCAAACUUUCAAUGGUGACAUCGAUGAAUGGCUUAGCUUCCGUGAUUUAUAUACGUCACUCAUCCAUUGGAAGGUGGAUCUACCAGAUGUGGAAAAGUUCCACUACCUUAAAGGGUGUCUGCAAGGGGAACCAAGGAACCUGAUCGAUUCUCUACCGAUCACGAAGGCCAACUACCAGGUGGCCUGGGAAUCAUUAUUGCGCCGGUACAAUAACAGCAAGCACUUGAAAAAGCGGCAGGUAUUGGACUGUCUACCAUCGAGGUCUGUUAACACUAGGGGUGUUCGUCAGACACAAUCACAACAGAAGCAGAAAUCAUCAUCGGUGAAGGCCAGCUAUGGUUCAACCCAAACGUCUGGGGGACGCUGCGUGGUCUGCUCAACAAAUCAUCCGCUUUAUCAGUGCAAUGCUUUCCAACGGCUGGAGGUUUCAGACAGAGAUGCUCUUCUGAAGACACACUCGCUCUGCCGGAAUUGUUUCAAGGCCGGACACUUGGCUAGGGAAUGCCAAUCCAAAUAUUCUUGUCGGCACUGUAAGGGUCGCCACCACUCACUGGUGUGUUUCAACCCAAAAGGAGAUGGUGAUAAACGGGUAUGGGCUGCUGCUGGAUGCAACAAACCUAUUCCUCCUGAAGAUCCAUCGAAAUCUCGUUCCAUCCAAGUAGCUAGCAUGACAGCUACGAAUGCAUUGGUGUCUGGUACGGUCCACCAGCAUGCAUCACAGGUACUGUUGGCAACGGCUGUCGUUAUAAUUGAGGAUGACAAUGGCUGUCGCCAUCACGCUCGCGCUCUUCUGGACUCAGGGUCGGAGAGCAAUUUUAUCACUGAGCGAUUGAGUCAGCUGAUGAAGGUAACUCGCGACCGAGUGGAUAUAUCGGUGCUCGGGAUCGGACAAGCGACCAUCAAGGUCAAACAAACGGUACACGCAUUGGUGCGCUCACGAGUGUCUCAGUUCUCACGUGAACUAGACUUUCUGGUUCUCCCGAAGGUGACGGUGAACCUGCCAACAAUCAGAGUGGAUACGAAUGGAUGGUCGCUUCCAAGCGGAAUUAAACUGGCUGAUCCCGCAUUUUUCGAACCGAACGCAGUGGAUCUCGUUCUCGGUAUCGAACACUUUUUCGAUUUCUUCGAAACUGAUCGAAGAAUGUCCCUGGGAGAAGGUAAUCCAGCUCUCCAUGAGUCCGUAUUUGGAUGGAUAGUAAGCGGUGGUGUCUCUGUUCCAUCUCGCUCUCUCCAAAUCACAUGCAAUGUAUCGACGCUGGAUGAGUUAGAUGCAUUGAUCUCUCGUUUCUGGUCCUGUGAGGAGGUUGAGUCAGGCAAGGCUCACUCGCCGGAGGAAACGCGUGUGAAGACAUCUUUGUCAGCACAGUACAACGAGGUUCGGACGGUCGGUACACCGUCUCACUACCGAUGA
This is a messenger RNA of Ochlerotatus camptorhynchus, 1815 nucleotides long. RefSeq lists its product as uncharacterized. The record is from RefSeq and is a predicted model, not a curated record. The transcript is spliced from 2 exons. Lineage: Eukaryota; Metazoa; Arthropoda; Insecta; Diptera; Culicidae. The coding region runs from base 1 to 1815 and encodes 604 amino acids. Gene Ontology annotation, molecular function: zinc ion binding; nucleic acid binding.